Physeter macrocephalus (sperm whale) is the source of this 4724-nucleotide messenger RNA. RefSeq names its product atos homolog A (gene ATOSA). The record is from RefSeq and is a predicted model, not a curated record. NCBI's taxonomy places the organism in Eukaryota, Metazoa, Chordata, Mammalia, Artiodactyla, Physeteridae. The coding region runs from base 847 to 3810 and encodes 987 amino acids. The transcript is spliced from 13 exons.
AGGCGGGGGUGGAUGGCCACAGGGGCGCCGGGGAGCCGCGUCGGGCUUGUUGUCUCGGGCCCCCAUGGUCCUCUAACGCAGCCCCGGGGGCCGCUGCGCGCCACAUUCCGCUCUCGCCGGCCCCGCGCCUCUCGGAGCCUCACGUCUGAGGUGGGAGUGUGAUGUGAGCCGCUGGGCGAGCGGCGGAGAGAAGUGCCAAGAGGAGGAGGGAUUGGGACGGGAGAGGAGAGCGAGUUAGUCAGCAGAGGUCGGCCGAGGGAGCCAUGAAAACAACUCUCCGGCGGGGAAAAGGGCUGGCGCGGCGCUCCGGACGGCGUGGCUGAAGGAAAUCGGGGCCGCGGCGGGACGGGAGGGGCCCGCACGGGCAGGCUGCGCCGAGCAGGGGCGAGCGCCCGGCCGUAAACACCUUCCCGGGACGACCUCAGUCUCGGCCUCGCAGGGCCGGGGGGUGGCAGGGGCGACCCGGGACAGCCCAGUAGAGUUCGUUUGGGACUGGGGGCUGGGCACGAGGAGAUGACUCGCGUUUCUUUCUGACCCUCUCAUUGUGUCAACUUGGCCGCGGUUGAGGCAGGAAGACUAGCCAGAGGGUAAUUACACAGGUGAGGCCCGGCGGGGCGGGCGGAGCUGUAGGCGAGGCGCUUGGGGUCUUGAAGAGUUUCCUGCGCCCAAGUCACCAGGUCGGAGCAUUUCUAUACCAGCCACUGCGGAGGUGCCACUGUUCCCAGCGGUAUUUUUCUUACAAAGGGCAUUUUGAAAACGGAGCAGUAGCCACAGAAUCGGCGGCGAGCCUGUUGAAAGAACCCACACGUGUAUUUCACAGCACCUUGGGUGGAAAUUGGCGUGAAAAUGAAGCCAGACAGAGGAAUUAACAGACUUUCCAAGAGCAGGGUGAUUUCAUUCAUAUGCUGCAAAAAUAAAGAUAGUCUGGAUGAAUAUUUUGAAUAUGAUGCAGAGGAGUUCUUGGUCUCUUUGGCCUUGUUAAUAACAGAAGGACGAACACCUGAAUGUUCUGUUAAAGGUCGGACGGAAAGUUUCCAUUGCCCUCCAGCACAGUCCUGUUACCCAGUAACUAGCAAACAUGAAUGUAGUGAUAAGCUGGCCCAGUGUCGCCAAGCCCGAAGAACUAGGUCUGAGGUCGCAUUAUUGUGGAAGAAUAACCUUCCAAUCAUGGUGGAAGUGAUGCUACUACCAGAUUGCUGCUACAGUGACGAUGGGCCCACCACAGAAGGGAUUGAUCUAAAUGAUCCUGCAAUUAAGCAAGAUGCGUUAUUAUUAGAAAGAUGGAUAUUGGAGCCAGUUCCUCGACAGAGUGUCGAUCGAUUUAUUGAAGAGAAGACUCUCCUAUUGGCUGUCCGCUCAUUUGUGUUUUUUUCUCAGUUAAGUGCUUGGCUGAGUGUUUCUCAUGGUGCUAUUCCACGAAAUAUUCUUUACAGAAUCAGUGCUGCUGAUGUAGACCUACAGUGGAAUUUUUCACAGACUCCAAUUGAACAUGUGUUUCCUGUUCCCAAUGUGUCUCACAAUGUGGCCUUGAAAGUCAGUGUUCAGUCCUUGCCCAGACAAUCUAAUUAUCCAGUUUUGACCUGUAGUAUUCACACUAAUAUUGGCCUUUAUGAGAAAAGAGUUCAAGACCAUGAACUUAAAACCCAUCAGCACCGAAAUUCUACUGAAGCAGAGCAAUGUAGUACGAACAGUUCACAGCAUCUGUGUAGCAAACAAACUUGGACCAUGGCACCCGAAAGCAUAAUAUUACAUGCAAAAAAUGGCACAACUCCAGAAUUUACUGCAGCUGUCAAAAAUGUCAAACUAUAUCCGGGCACUAGCGGUAAAUCUGACUAUGGAACAUCUCAAGGCAAUAUUCUGGGCUUCAGUGGUAUAGGAGGUAAAAAGUCACAUGAAACAUCAGUGAGAACUUUAAAAUCAUUUUCAGUGAUUGAUUCUAGUGAAUCUAGCCGUCAGAGUUCCUGGCAGUCAGUUGGUGAGACUAAUCCUUUAAUAGGCUCUCUAAUUCAGGAGCGACAAGAAGUUAUUGCAAGAAUAGCUCAGCAUUUGAUUCAUUGUGAUCCAAGCACUACACAUGUUUCUCGACAUCCACUUAAUACACAAGAAUCUAGUUCACUUAAUUCAAAGCUUUUCCGGGUUUCACAAGGAAAUGAAAAUGUGAGAAAAUGUAAAGAAACGUUCUCCAUUUCUUUUGGUAAUCCAGAGCUCACGUCCUCUGAAGGGAAAAUUCGAGUAAAACCAGAAACUCCUCGAAGUGACACUUGCAUUUCUAAUGGUCUUCAUUCUCAUCAGUCUGUUGGUGAGAUUAAUCCUUUGAUAAGCUCUUUACUCCAGGAGCGGCAAGAUGUCAUUGCAAGGAUUGCUCAGCACUUGGAGCACAUUGAUCCAACAGCACCUCACAUGCCCCGGCAAUCAUUCAACAUGCGGGACUCCAGUUCGGUUCCUUCUAAAGUGUUUAGGAGUUCCUAUGAAGACAGAAAUUUGUUGAAGAAAAACAAGGAUGACACCUCUGUUUCCAUUUCUGAUACAAAAUUUUCCUUGUUAGAUAACAUCAGUGAAGGGAAAAACUUAACACCUAAUAAAUAUUUUAGUUCUUUAAAAUGCAAUAGUAAUGUCAAGCCUUCUUUGAAACCUCAAACAAGAAGAAAUCUGCAUCAGAACAAUCCUAGUGAAAUCCAAAGUACAUUUCAAGAGACACAGAACAAAGCCACUGGUUUAAUGAAUCCUUCAAAUAUGUCUCAUUGCAAAGAAGAUAACUUAGAUUUCACAAUCAGAUUGGAAAACACACUUUCUGAGUGUCAAUUUAAGGAACAAGAAAUUGACAAUGAAAUCAAUAAACAGUAUUCAAAAUGUAACAGUAUUGACAAACAGAUUUGCAUAAAUAAGUACAAGGACAAAAUAAUAAUAAAUGAAAAUUAUAAUCCAGAAUCUUUUAACAAUCACCAGUUUGAUCAUUCAAAAAAAAAUGACUCGAAAACAAAUGUUACUCUGUUGGAAAUGUCUGGAUAUUUGAACAAACACGCAAAUGAGUGCUCAGAUAAAGACUCAAAAAAGCCUAAGUCAUGCGAACAAAAUACUCAACUUAAUAGUAUAGAAAAUUAUCUCAAUAAAGAUAGUGAAAGUUUCAAAUGCAAAAAGCCAAACCAAUUAAAAAAUGAACAGGAUAAGAAAGAAGAUCCAGUUGAUGAAAAAUCUCAAAACUGUUCUCAGAGGAAGAAUAUAAAAGACUGUUUGUUUACCUGUGAACGACUGAAAAAUAAAGAGGUAUUGCAGAGAACUAUACCUCUUAAACACUCAAGUGUCUGGCAGAAACAUAAUUUUCAUUCCUUGGAUGGAACCUCAACCAGAGCCUUUCAUCCUCGAACUGGAUUGCCUCUUCUUUCCAGUCCUGUUCCUCAGAGAAAGGCACAAUCAGGUUGCUUUAAUCUGGAUUCUUCAUUACUGCAUCUGAAAAGCUUAUCAUCUAGAAGUCCUCGACCAUGUUUAAACAUUGAAGAUGAUCCAGAUAUUCAUGAAAAACCAUUUCUGAGUUCUAGUGCUCCACCUAUAACAAGUCUUAGUCUCUUAGGAAAUUUUGAGGAAUCUGUCUUGAACUAUCGUUUAGAUCCUCUUGGCAUUGUUGAUGGCUUUACUGCCGAGGUAGGGGCAAGUGGUGUUUUCUGCCCCACUCAUUUGACUCUUCCAGUUGAAGUGUCAUUCUACAGUGUUUCUGAUGAUAAUGCUCCCUCUCCUUAUAUGGGUGUGAUUACUUUAGAGUCCCUUGGUAAAAGGGGUUAUCGAGUACCUCCUUCAGGAACAAUACAAGUGUGAGUGAUGUCCAGUGCCACGGAUGAGCUUCUGAAAGCAUGGGCACCAAGUUACCUAUUGAUGUGUUGGUAAUUUGGUUAAAGUCAAAUCAGCAGCUUGGAAUUUUGUUUAAAAAUUAGUACUUUAAAAAAUAAUAUUCCUUCAGUUAUUAAUGGCCAAGUAGCAAUUGAAUUUAAUUUCAGUCUAUUAUGAUAUUGAUGAUGAUUACAAAAAAAGUCUAGUGUCACUGCAAUGUUUGAAAUGAAUCCAACUGUGAGAACAUGAAGUAUUACUUAGCCUAUUUUGUAACUAAUAAUAAUGAACUUUAUUUUCUAAACUUGGAAAAAUUUCCAAACAAGAAAAGUUCUCUUUUUUGAGAAUGUAUUUUAAAUUUUAUAAUAACCAUAUGUACCUGAAACAUCACAUCAAAAUCUAGUUUUACCAAGAUUUUAUUUUUUUAUUUAAAAAAAAUUCUAUUUAUUCACUAUUAAAAUGUGAGGAAAACUAAAAUUCUAUUUUGAGCAUUUUUCAGUUGACUCAUUUUAAUAAAGCUAGUGUUUGAAGUAAUUGAACUGGAAUGUUUUAAUUCAGUGAAGGUGUUAUUUUGCUUAAUCUAAUGGAACAUUUCUGAAAAUAUGAACAAGAGUAAAUGUUAUGUAUUAUCUAUUAUUAAUAUGAGAUUUGUGACUAAAGAUUUUGAUUUGUUACAGGAGCUUUUAUUUCUUUUAUUUAUGUAAAUAAAAAAUCUAAUUGAACCAUUAAAAAAAUAUUGACUAUCAUUUCAUAAACUUCUGAAAUUUUAUUAACUUUAUUCCCCCAAACUGAAUUAUAUCCACUGGGAUUAACUUAUUAUUGAAAAGCCUAUUUUAUUAUUGGCACAAUCAUUUUGAAUCAAAUAAACAAAUCACUGUUUUUAAAGAAUAAUUUCUAUAUUGUUU